UUAGCCAUUUAAACCACGACCGAGUCAAACCAUACGUAGGUGGCGGUGGGUAUAGUUCCCGUACGACGACAUUAUAAAACCUCACUCCCGUCUCACAAAUCACAAAACUUCCAUCUGCUUCCUCCAUCUUCAUCACAUUCUCCAUUCUUCUUCGGGUACACAAAUGUCUUUUGACACCUCCUACGCACACGAGUGGUUAAUUUUCCAAGCACACUUGAUGAACCGGGGAAAAUUGGGGAGCUCUGGGUGGAUAUUUUUUCGCCACUGGACCUGAUAUUGAUUAGGAAAUUCGUUUUAUUUGUUAGCUUUAGUUAUAUACACAAGAUUAUUAUUGGUUUUAAUAAAAUAUUGAUUGUUGGGCAUUUGAUUAGUUUUUCAUGGCAAGAUUAACCCUCGCUCCGGGAUUUCGCUUUAAACCUACGGAUGAGAUUUUGGUUGUGUACUACCUCAAGAGGAAGAUAUUGGGGAAAAGAAUCGCUUCCAAUGCUGUUGCAGAGGUCAACAUAUAUGAUUUCUGUCCAUGGGAUCUUCCAGAUAAAUCCUCUUUGAAAAGUGGAGACUUAGAGUGGUACUUUUUCUGCCCUAAAUCGAAAAAGUAUUCAAGUGGUGGUAGGGCCAAUCGUGCCACAGAAACUGGGUUCUGGAAAGCUACUGGGAAAGACAGAUACGUUGAAUAUAGGGGAAGAACAGUUGCAACAAUCAAGACACUAGUUUUUCAUUUAGGCCGUGCUAAAGAUGGCAAAAGAACAGAUUGGGUACUCCACGAGUAUAGAAUGGAUGAUAAGCAAUUGGCUGAUGCAGGUGUCGUUCAGGAUACAUAUGUGCUUUGUAGGAUAUUUAAGAAAAGCGGCGCAGGGCCAAAAAACGGCGCACAGUAUGGUGCACCGUUCAAUGAAGACGAGUGGGAUGAUGAUCUGGUCAGCAGCAUUGAUUCUCAAGCUGUUGUUGGUUUAGUUGGUGCUUCCAUUACAACAGAUCGUAAACAGACUGAACCUGAACCAGGGUCAUCUAUUGUCACAAUUUCUGCAACAGAGCCUACAAGCACACUGAAUUACAAGCAGGAAAGUUUAGCUACAACAGACAUUGUGGAACCAGGUACAUCUGGUGUCACACUUUCUGCAACCGAACCUACAAACACGUUGAACUCUAAACGAAAGGGUCCAGCUACAAGUGACAUGACUGAACCAGCAGCAAACAAGCCUUACAAGCCUACAAGCACAAUGAACUACGAACAGAAAGGUCCAGCCACAACGAACAUUACCGAACCAGGUUUAUCUAAUGUCAUGUUAUCUGCAAAUGAACCUACAAAAGCACUGAACUACAAGCAGAAAGGUCCAGCUACAACGGACAUGACCGAACCGGGUUCAUCUAAUGUCAUGUUUUCUGCAAACGAGCUUACAAAAACCCUGAACUGCAAGCAGAAAGGCCCAGCUACAAUGAACAUGAUUGUGCCUCAAACUACACAUGGCUUGUCUGUUACUGAACCAGGUUCAUCUGAGAGGCCUGCUGAUGAUAUGUCGUUUUUAGAAGUUAUUGAUCAAAUGCUGGGGGUGCCCGAGGAGGCUGUUAACAUGGAGGAAGACAAAAUCAGGACACCUAAUGAAGAUGAUGCUAUACUUGGUGAGUGGGAGGAUAUACUUACUGCCGAUGAUUUGUAUACUGAUGGACUCAAGUACACAGUUGAUUUAUACCUAAACCCGGAUGGUCCUGAUCUGGCAGAGUUUUUUGUCGGUUGACCAGGCCUCUGGUCUACUAUCUAUGAAACUUCUUUGUAAUUUUAGUUGUAAUUUCUUGAUUUUGGAAAGACCUUACCGAUUCCACUUUAUGACAUCCGAUGUUUGUAAUAAUGGUUAAGGCAUAACUUGAUGACUUUUCGGUUAUUGCAUGCAUUUUUCUCA
Molecule: messenger RNA, 1898 nt
Organism: Helianthus annuus (common sunflower)
Lineage: Eukaryota; Viridiplantae; Streptophyta; Magnoliopsida; Asterales; Asteraceae
Product: NAC domain-containing protein 2
Exons: 5
Coding region: 378-1736 (452 amino acids)
Biological process (GO): regulation of DNA-templated transcription
Molecular function (GO): DNA binding
Source: RefSeq, a predicted model, not a curated record